This is a messenger RNA of Corticium candelabrum, 2382 nucleotides long. RefSeq lists its product as uncharacterized. The transcript has 3 exons. The record is from RefSeq and is a predicted model, not a curated record. The coding region runs from base 1 to 2382 and encodes 793 amino acids. Lineage: Eukaryota; Metazoa; Porifera; Homoscleromorpha; Homosclerophorida; Plakinidae.
AUGUCGCCAAUAGCCGGGCUCGUGAGAGUGAGGAGAAGCGCUCCACUAGGCUUGAAGCGGUUGCUAGACAGGUCGCUAGAAGACGAGCUCGUGAAACUGACGAGGAGCGCGUUGUCAGGCUUCAAACGGUGGCUACACGUGAUUCCUAUAGACGAGCUCGUGAAACUGACGAGGAGCGCACUGUCAGGCUUCAAGCGAUGUCUGCACGUGUUUCUGACAGGCGAGCUCGUGAAACUGACGAGACAGCGACGGCUAACGCUCGGUCGGUACUCGAAGCAUCUCAUUCGCUAUCGUGACGGACGGUUUGCGCAGCAUCCCAGAUUUCGUUACUUUGCACUGAACACCACGAUGAGAUGGCGAGCUCUCGAGACAGGCCGUGUGUUUGUCAAACAGAGAAUUGGUGAAAACCAUCUGAGCGUGGAAGAACCGAAUGAGAUGGUUAAUCGAGAGCUUCAGGACUUGAUGCGUCACUAUCGGCCAAACGCUAACCAAGACAGGGCCAGUGAGAGAAUAAAGGCGGUCAUCGAAAAUCCUCAUUUGACCGAUUGGUCCUUUUUGCACAGAGCAGAAAAAUUUAUGCGAUACUUUUUGCAAAACAGUCUUGGUGCUGUAGAUUUCUGGGCACGCAUUGAGUAUCAGCACAGAGGGAGUUCUCAUUUGCAUGGUGUGGCAUGGCUGGCCGAUGCUCCACAUUCUGAUAAGAUAAGUUCAGAGUGGGCAUGCAUGCGUAGAGCAUCCGAGUCGGGCGAAGCCGAAGCCACUAGCGAACAAAUGAGAAGGGCAGAGGACAUUGCACAGGAGGUGUAUGACUUUGCCGAUGCCCCGGUAACUACGUGGAAUCCCACGUUGAAUGAAACGGGGGAGGGUCACAUGCCUCGAGCAGAAAUGCACCCCUGUCACAAACGACAUAGAGAUGUGACCGACGAAGAGCAGGAUUAUGCUGAACUAAUAGCCAAUGUGCAGAGGCAUACGAAAUGCUCAACGGCUUACUGUCUUCGCCGUGCUAAACGUAAGAGGACCUCUGCCCUAGCAGGGGACAACGAUCAUGGCAGUGAAAAGGAGCUACAGUGCCGUUUUAAGUUUCCCAAAGUCUUGUCGAGUAGAACACAUUUUGAACUACAAGACAAGCAGCCAGAGCUUGUUACGCGGCGAAAUGAUUCUCGCAUUAAUGGGCAUAACCGGGCUCGAUUGACAGGCUGGCGGGCUAAUGUUGACAUGCAGGUGUGUGUCAAUGCAGAAAUGGUGUCUAAGUACAUGACCAAAUAUGCCAGCAAGAGUGAAGGCAUGUCUGGACCUCUAAAAAAGACUUUCGAAGUUAUAGUAGAGGACUCGAAGGACGAUGAUCAUCCAAAGAAAGCCGUCCAAAAGCUAAUGACAAGGUCUGUAAUAGAGCACGACUACUCGGCACAGGAAACGUGCCAUCACCUUACGGGUGAGAAGUUAGUAGUAUGCAGUAGAACGAUUUUACGUGUAAACGUUGAUGAUCAGCGUGAAGUCGAUGUGGCACAAGAUAAACAGGCUACAAUUUCAAGUGCCAUGGACCACUACGUAAACAGGCCAAAAAGUAACGAAUUUGAAAAUCUCUGCUUUGAUGACUUUGUCACGCAGUACGAUUUCAAAAGGACGAGGCGUCUUGUCAAACGCAACAAAAAGGCUGUCAUUCGUUACGUUCCUGAAGUAAAGGCUGCACUUCCGAAUGAUUUGGAAAAGUAUGAAACUUACUGCUCUAGGCAGCUGGUAAAAUAUAAACCUUUUCGGUGCUCAGAAGAACUGACCGCUGAUUUUGGUGGUAGUGCAGUUGCUUCGUGGGAAGAAUGGCAGGGCUAUUGUUCUGACGACCUGACUCGUCAAAUUUGUUUAGCUCGGGACGUUGAAAGGGCAACAGAUCGCGACGAAGUAGAAAUCGACGGUGACAAUCUAGCACCCUGUGAUGUCGAUGAAAAUGGUACGUGCAAUAAUAGAUGGCACGCAGUAGAAGACUGGAUGGUAUUGUGUCAGUUAGAUGCCGACUUUUCAGAAUCUCCAGAGAACGAACAGGGUUCUGAUAGUAAUACCGAUUGGACAGCAUCUGCUGUGAAUUUUCCUGAUGCCCAGGAAGCCAUAACAUUUAUUGCUCGUAAUAAAUCUGAACACGGUGUAGUUGAUCAGAACGUUGACCUGAGCGACUAUAAUCCUGAUUUCUUACUAGGCAAUCGGCGAGUUGCAUACGACAUUGUCGAAUGCCAUUUCGAAAAACUUAACCGGGGUCUGUCGCCGGAUCCACUUCGAUGUGUCAUAUGUGGAACGGCUGGUACCGGUAAGUCGUAUCUUAUCGGAUGCUUUCGUUCUCUACUCAGAGGUGCAUGUUGUGUCGCUGCUCCGACAGGGGUAGCAGCAUUUUAA